This is a messenger RNA of Alexandromys fortis (reed vole), 2077 nucleotides long. RefSeq names its product ceramide synthase 2 (gene Cers2). Lineage: Eukaryota; Metazoa; Chordata; Mammalia; Rodentia; Cricetidae. Gene Ontology annotation, molecular function: sphingosine N-acyltransferase activity; DNA binding. Gene Ontology annotation, biological process: ceramide biosynthetic process. The record is from RefSeq and is a predicted model, not a curated record. The transcript is spliced from 10 exons. Bases 163 to 1305 code for a protein of 380 amino acids. Gene Ontology annotation, cellular component: membrane.
CGGAGCUGCUGAAAGAGUCAGAGCCCAGCCCAGCUCAGCUGUGGGCUGAGGUGUCCGCCUCCUGCGGCAGCUCCACUUGAAAUUCAGAGCCUGGUGCCUCCGCUCACACUGACCCUCCGGCUCCUGCUCUCUCUCCACCUGUCACAGCGCCCAGUCCAUAGGAUGCUCCAGACAUUGUAUGACCACUUCUGGUGGGACCGACUAUGGCUGCCUGUGAACCUAACCUGGGCUGAUCUAGAAGACAGAGAUGGACGUGUCUAUGCCAAAGCCUCAGACCUCUACAUCACACUUCCCCUGGCCCUGGUCUUUCUCGUCAUUCGAUACUUCUUUGAGCUUUACGUGGCUACACCUCUGGCUGCCCUCCUGAAUGUUAAGGAGAAAACCCGACUACGGGCCCCUCCCAAUGCCACCCUAGAGCAUUUCUACCGGACCAGCGGCAAGCAGCCCAAGCAGGCGGAGGUAGAGCUUUUGUCUCGGCAGAGUGGGCUCUCUAGCCGCCAGAUAGAACGCUGGUUCCGCCGCCGCCGCAACCAGGACAGGCCCAGUCUUCUCAAGAAGUUCCGAGAAGCCAGCUGGAGAUUCACGUUUUACCUAAUUGCCUUUGUUGCUGGCGUGGUUGUCAUCAUGGAUAAACCCUGGUUCUAUGACUUGAGGAAAGUUUGGGAGGGAUACCCCAUACAGAGCAUCGUCCCUUCUCAGUAUUGGUACUACAUGAUCGAACUCUCCUUCUACUGGUCCCUGCUCUUCAGCAUUGCCUCCGACGUCAAGCGGAAGGAUUUUAAGGAACAGAUCAUUCACCAUGUGGCCACCAUCAUUCUCCUCAGCUUCUCCUGGUUUGCCAACUACGUCCGAGCAGGGACUCUCGUCUUGGCUUUGCAUGACUCCUCUGACUACCUGCUGGAGUCUGCCAAGAUGUUUAACUACGCGGGCUGGAAGAACACCUGCAAUAACCUCUUCAUUGUCUUCGCCAUCGUUUUCAUCUUGACGCGGCUGGUCAUCAUGCCCUUCUGGAUCCUACACUGCACACUGGUGUACCCCCUGGAGCUCUACCCUGCCUUCUUUGGCUAUUACUUCUUCAAUGCCAUGAUGGCAGUGCUGCAGAUGCUGCAUAUCUUCUGGGCCUACUUCAUCCUGCGCAUGGCCCACAAGUUCAUAACUGGAAAGCUGGUAGAAGAUGAACGCAGUGACCGAGAAGAAACAGAGAGCUCAGAGGGGGAGGAGGCUGCAGCUGGGGCAGGAGCAAAGAGUCAGCUCCUAGCUAAUGGCCACCCCAUCCUCAAUAACAAUCAUCCUAAGAAUGACUGAACCAUUGUCCUAGCUGCCUCCCGCAUUAAUACACGAAGCCAAGAAACUAGCCAGCCUUCCCUGUAGGGACACCUGAGCUCCGGGGAGAAAGGGCGUAAGGAGAGGAGUCUGCAUGACUCUCUUACUCUUUUGUCACCUAACUGUAACCAGCCUAUCUCAGGGAGAGAAGGUUGGUCAUAUCCUAUGCUAGAGAAGGGAAUGGUCUGACUUCCCUCUGUUUUCCAGGCUACCCUUUCUCAUGCUUUCUGAAAACCUUUCUCCACUCUGAGGGUUGGAGUUAAAACUCACAUUCCUUAUUCUGAAGAAUUUGGAGCUGUUUGCCUUUGACUCCCUGACUUUAAGCCAGGGUUGUGCCUUACUGUCCCAUCUCUGGGCCUCAUUCUGCCAAAGCUGGACCAAGGUUCCACCUUUCUAAGCACCCUAGCUCAAGCCAAAAAUGAAAGCUGGGCUACUUUUAACUUUUUCUCCUUUAUAACAAGUUAACUAAGUGAAGGAGGGUAUACAUGCCCCUCACCCUACCCCAGGGACCACAGUUCCAGGAUGUCACUGCCUCCUUUCUCUGGCCUUUCUUUUCCCCUCCCUCCAGCUAAGACAAGCUGGCGUGGAGUAGAACGGCAACUAGUUCUCUUAUUUAUUGAACAUUUGGAGUUUCAGUUAUAAAGCCAGAACUACAGCUAGGACCUGGCAUUAUGGCGAGGGACCAUUUCAGACCAAAAUGUACUGUUAAUGGUUUUUUUUAAUUAAAGUAUAUUAAAGGUUAAAUAAAACAUGA